AUGUCAACUUUUAUUGAUCAAAUCAGAAUCUCAGAGAACACCUCAAUCAUCAUUCCUGAUGGUCCUCAGCUCAGUUAUAAAGAACUUGGUGAUGUUACUGGACAUUUACAAACUUUAUUCACCAAUACAUUAUCUCCAUUAUACCAUUUAGCUAAACCACAAACCUCAAUUGCCAUUUCAUUAGUUAAUAACUUGGAACUUGUUAGUUCAUUCUUGGCCAUCACAAAUGCUUCAAGAAUAGCUGCUCCUUUGAAUCCAAACUAUAAAAAAAAUGAGUUUGAUUUUUAUCUCGAUGAUUUAAAUGCAAAAGCUGUUAUUUUACCAAAAGGUGCACAUAAUGAUAAAUCAAGUGCAAUUUUCCAAAGUGCUAAAGAACAUAACGUUUUAUUAGUGGAGACUUGGUGGGAUGAUAAAAGAAGACGUGUCGAAUAUGAAGUUUUCAAUCAUACUGCAUCCAAACCAUUAUAUUCUUCAUUGAACCAACCGGUCUUUGUCAAUAAUUAUGAUGUCUUCCCUGGAACUGCUAAACCUGAUGAAGUUGCAUUAAUUUUACACACUUCAGGUACUACAGGCCGUCCAAAAACAGUCCCUUUAACUCAUGCAAACAUUUCUAAAUCAAUGGAUAAUAUUGCAAAUACUUAUAAAUUAACUAAGAAUGACAAGACAUAUAUAGUUAUGCCUUUGUUUCAUGUCCAUGGUUUAAUUGGUGCCCUAUUAUCAACAUUACAUACUCAAGGCUCUGUUAUUAUUCCAACACGUUUCAGUGCUCAUAAGUUUUGGGAUGAUUUUGUUAAAUAUGGUGCAACUUGGUAUUCAGCAGUUCCAACUAUUCAUUUAAUCCUUUUGAACACAGAAUUACCAUCACCAUUACCACCAAUCCGUUUCAUUAGAUCAUGUUCAAGUGCCUUAGCUCCAGCUACGUUCCACAAAUUGGAAAAGGCAUUGAAUGCUCCAGUCCUAGAAGCUUAUGCCAUGACCGAGGCUUCACAUCAAAUGACUUCGAACAAUUUACCACCAGGUGAAAGAAAACCAGGUACUGUGGGUCAAGGUCAAGGUGUUGAAAUUGUUAUUUUGAAUGAUCAAGGAAAAAUUUUACCUCAAGGUUCCAUUGGUGAAGUUUCUAUUAAAGGUAGUAAUGUUACACAUGGUUAUGCAAAUAAUCCAAAAGCGAAUGCAGAAUCAUUCACUAAUGGAUAUUUCAGAACUGGUGAUCAAGGUUAUUUAGAUGGUGAUAAAUUCUUGGUUUUAACUGGUCGUAUCAAAGAAUUGAUUAAUCGUGGUGGUGAAAAGAUUAGUCCAAUUGAAUUGGAUGGUGUCUUGUUGGGACAUCCAAAAGUUGAUGAAGCUGUUGCAUUUGGAGUUCCUGAUGAGAAAUAUGGCCAGGCUGUUAAUGCAGCUAUUGUUUUAAAGAAAGGUGAAGAAUUAAGUGCAAAGGAAUUGCAAAGUUUUGUUGGUGAGAAAUUGGCUAAGUUUAAAGUUCCAACUAAAUUCUUCUUUAUUGAUAAAUUACCAAAGACUGCAACUGGUAAGAUUCAAAGAAGAAAGAUUGCUGAAGUGUUUGCAUCGAAAUCAAAGUUGUGA
Molecule: messenger RNA, 1581 nt
Organism: Hansenula anomala
Lineage: Eukaryota; Fungi; Ascomycota; Saccharomycetes; Phaffomycetales; Wickerhamomycetaceae
Gene: PCS60
Product: Pcs60p
Exons: 1
Coding region: 1-1581 (526 amino acids)
Biological process (GO): fatty acid metabolic process
Molecular function (GO): medium-chain fatty acid-CoA ligase activity
Source: RefSeq, a predicted model, not a curated record